CCAUCCCCACCUUGCCCUUUCCCUUUCCCCCUUUCUUCUCACCCCGCCCGCCCAUGGCUAUGGCCUUCUUCUUCCUCCUCCUCCUCCAUGGCCAUGCCCCCCCCGCUCUCCCCGCCUCCUCCUCCUCCUCGCUUCUCCCUCGUCCCCGCCCCGUCUCUCUCUUGUUAGUUAGUUAGUGCCUGCCUCGCCCUUUCCUCACACUCCGAGUCCAUCUGCUGUUUCCCUACCUCCCGAUUUCCUGCCCAGGCAUGCCUCGGCCGGGCGGAAGUGCUCUCGCUGAUGCUUUGGCGUUCGGUACUCUCGCGCGGUGAGUUGUGGUCGCAAGCCCCGCAGAUUAGAGAGUAAGAGGGUGCGGUUGUGCUGGCUCUGGGGUUGGCUCCAGCGCUGUGGGGGUUGAUAGGGGCGUUGGCUAUUGGAAUCGACUUUCGCGGGUUGUGUGGAAGUGGGACGCAGUGCCGGACCAUCUGCUAAGAUCUACUCGGGGGUGCAUCUAAGCCAUUGGGGCUGUGUGUACGAAGGGGUGGAAAGAUAUAUUGCGGGUGUGCGGAGGGGCACACUUGAAGUAUGACAUUGCUUGGGACAGGCGUAGUGAAUAAAGGCACGGCAGAGAGAGAGGAUUGGUGCGGAGUGGUCGGGUGUGAGUGAUUUGGAAGCCAAGGGGUAGGUAGCUGAGAUGGAGAUGAGUGGAGCAUGUGAGGAGGGAGGAUUGGGAAAGCAGGUGGUGAUUGUAUCAUCUUCGCGAGGCAUGUGAUGUGUGGUCGGUGGAGUUAGCUUCUACGGGCAACUGGAAAUUAAUUGAUCAGCGAGUAGUGUUGCCCAGUGUCAACGCGCUUUUCAACUGAACACGGAUACCAGUACCUGUAGCUAAAGGAUGCUGCUCAACAAACAGAGAUUAUAGAACUGGAAGUAGGAAAUUGAUUUAGUCACCUUAUUCGAGGGUAUUUUGACCCUUCCAUGGCAUCUGCAACUGGUGGAAUUAUUGGUAGCACGAACAUGAUCGGAGGGGGGGCUGCCCCAACCAAACCAGGCUCUAGUGGCGUGGAAUCGUUACCCAAAGAAAUGCACGGCAUGAAGCUCAGAGAUGACAAGGUUGAUCACAGUGAUGAUAAGGAAAUUGAAGCGUCAGUAGUAGAUGGGAAUGGCACCGAGACGGGUCACAUCAUUGCUACCACUAUUGGGGGGAAAAAUGGGCAACCCAAGCAGACUAUCAGCUAUUCAGCAGAACGUGUUGUUGGAACCGGGUCUUUUGGGAUUGUCUUCCAGGCAAAAUGCAUCGAAACUGGGGAGACGGUGGCUAUAAAGAAAGUGCUGCAGGACAAAAGAUACAAGAAUCGAGAGCUGCAGAUCAUGCGACUGUUGGACCACCCGAAUAUUGUAGCUUUGAAGCAUUGCUUCUUCUCGACGACGGAUAAAGACGAAUUGUACUUAAACCUGGUGCUGGAGUAUGUACCCGAGACGGUGUAUCGUAUUGCAAAGCACUACAAUCGCAUGAAUCAGCGAAUGCCCCUUGUUUACGUGAAACUGUACACGUAUCAGAUAUGCCGAUCACUGGCAUAUAUCCACAAUGGCAUCGGUGUCUGCCACCGCGACAUCAAGCCCCAGAACCUGCUGGUGAAUCCUCAUACGCACCAGCUGAAACUGUGUGAUUUUGGAAGUGCGAAAGUGCUGGUGAAAGGGGAGCCCAAUAUCUCGUACAUUUGUUCGCGGUACUACCGUGCUCCGGAGCUUAUUUUUGGAGCGACGGAGUACACGACUGCCAUAGAUAUAUGGUCGAUGGGUUGCGUGAUGGCAGAGCUUCUACUAGGACAGCCUUUGUUUCCUGGAGAGAGUGGAGUGGAUCAAUUGGUGGAAAUCAUCAAGGUUUUGGGGACACCGACUCGUGAGGAGAUCAAGUGCAUGAAUCCGAACUACACAGAGUUCAAGUUUCCACAAAUCAAGGCGCACCCGUGGCACAAAGUUUUCCACAAACGCAUGCCACCUGAAGCAGUUGACUUGGUGUCAAGGCUCCUUCAGUACUCUCCAAAUCUGCGGUGCAACGCUCUGGAAGCGUGUGUGCACCCGUUCUUUGAUGAGCUAAGGGAUCCUAACUGCCGGCUUCCGAAUGGGCGGCCACUGCCCUCUCUGUUCAACUUCAAAACCCAAGAGUUGAAGGGUGCAACUCCUGAUAUUCUGCAGCGUUUGAUACCCGAGCACGCGAGGAAGCAGAAUCCGAUGCUGGCGCUGUGAGGGGUGCCUGGGAAGAGAACGGAAGAGUCCACUGCGUGAGAGAUUUUCCUCUGUUUGGAGGAGUGGUCCGCUCUGUGGAGGGCUUCAUAGGCACUCUGUAUCAUUGCUUAAACACGUUAAGUCACCCAGUGUGUUUUGAACCCCAGGUUUUUCUCUGUCGUUGGAGGGAACUCAAUAGAUUUUUAGCAUGCCACUUUCAGGAAUGGCAACCUUCUGGUAGCGAAGGCUUUGCUGAUAUGAGGCUUGUGAUUCUCUGGGCUAUUAAUGGGUUUCAUGGACUCGGAGGAGUAGAUGUUUGGAGGAGUUAGCGUUCUCCAACAUAGGCGGGUGAUGUGCUUUUGCGGUCUCUUCCUGCAUACAAAUCUACGAGAUUCCUAUAGCUACGUGCAUCUUCACUAGUUUGGGCAUGCACUGAAUUGCCGGCCACUUGAAAUGGUCAAAGAGCGGAGAUAGUAACUUCGGGAGCCUCAGUUGGUCUUGUGACAUAUAGGGGCCUUCCGAGUGCUUGAAAGUCGAUUUAACAAUGAAAAAAACCAUAAAAACAAAAAAAAUGUAACGGAAUCCAAGUGUGGGGUAGAAUCACAUUGUAAUUUUCCUAGGAGAGAUCAAAGCGUGUACUGUUCAUCCAA
Physcomitrium patens is the source of this 2855-nucleotide messenger RNA. Its product is annotated as shaggy-related protein kinase epsilon. Gene Ontology annotation, biological process: cell differentiation; signal transduction; peptidyl-threonine phosphorylation. NCBI's taxonomy places the organism in Eukaryota, Viridiplantae, Streptophyta, Bryopsida, Funariales, Funariaceae. Gene Ontology annotation, cellular component: nucleus; cytoplasm. Gene Ontology annotation, molecular function: ATP binding; protein serine/threonine kinase activity. The record is from RefSeq and is a predicted model, not a curated record.